ACGCAUAGCUGCCAGACACACAAUCCUUGUGAGAACAUUGUCGAGUAUGUUGUUCUAGGUGGCUCGGAUAGCGCACCAACUGGUUGUGGUCACGACGGUGUCCUACUUUACUACUGAGUACAGGACGGGUAAUCUGAAUAAACUGACUGGAAGAGGCCAUCAUGACCCGCUCGCUGUGUCUCCUUUCACUCUACGUCGUCUCCCUGUCUGUGGUCGUCGGCUUCAACCUCACCAUCCUCCACACCAACGACAUCCACGCAAGAUUCGAGCAGACCAACAAGUACAGCGGUCAGUGUGGGGUGGACGAUGUGGCAGAAGGGAAAUGUUUUGGGGGGACAGCGCGACUGGUGACCAAGGUCCGUGAACAGCGUUCCCUCCAUCCCAACACCAUCCUCCUGUCUGCAGGGGACGAGUUCUCGGGGACGUUGUGGUUCUACAAGUACCGCGGGGUUGUUGUGGCCAGAUUCAUGAACCUGUUGCAGUAUGACGUCAUGACUGCCUUUGUAGGCGAACACCCCUCCAAUGAGAAACCGGUAGGAGAGUAUCCCCACGUGGUGACCCAGUCGGGAGGGGCCAAGGUGCUGGUGGUGCAGGACUACGCCUACGGGAAGUAUCUUGGAGAUCUACAAGUCACCUUUGACCCGGAUGGUGUCAUCACGUCAUGGGGAGGUAACCCAAUCCUACUGGACAACAACACAGCACAAGAUGAAGCGACGCUGGAGCUGAUGCAGCCAUACAAAGAUGGCGUGGCCAACGAGUCAGGCACGGUAGUAGCUAGAAGCCAAGUUCUGCUGGAAGGGGAUCGGACCUUUUGUCGAGUCGAAGAGUGUAAUUUGGGUAACCUGAUAGCUGAUGGCAUGGUGCACCAGAACCUGAAGCACAGCGACUCCAUGGAAUGGAACCACGUGGCCAUCGCCUUCAUGAACGGGGGCGGCAUCCGGGCGUCGAUACAGAGAGGUGACGUCACCAUCGGCGACAUCCUGACCGUCCUGCCGUUCCGGAACACCGUGGACAUCGUGGAGCUACUCGGGAGACAUGUCCGGGAGACGCUGGAGUUCGCGGCGUCCAAGUGGACGGAGACAGGCAACCUAUUCGGGGGGUUCAUCCAGGUGUCAGGUAUGACAAUCGUGUACGACAUGGCGAUGCCUGUGGGUCAAAGGGUAAUAGAGGUCAAGGUCAGAUGCACUAACUGUUCCGUGCCCCAAUACGUGGAUCUGAAUGACUCCGAGAUAUACAAGAUCAUCAUGCCAUCUUUCAUUGCUAAUGGUGGGGACGGAUAUGACGUCAUCAACAAAAACAAGAUCAAACAUCAUCUGCUUGGGGAUGUCGACGGCGAUGUAUUUAUCGAGUACGCCAAGAGCUUCUCACCACUCACCGCAGGCCUGGAUGGCCGCAUAACACUGAGGAAGGAGCCCACGUGUCCUUGUAGCGAGAUCAAUGACGUCACCCGUCCAUCACCACAGCUCCUUACAUCGACAGUUGCAGUCAUGAUGAUUGCCCUGCUUAUAUAAACGACAUUCAUGGUAGUGGAAGUUAUAUUGAUAUUACAGGCACGACUGGGCUGAUCUGUCGUUCGUAUGUCAUAUAAUUUCUGUUCCUCAUGAGUGUGUUGUGACUAGGUGUGACGAUCUCAGGAUUUGACUUUACAGUGUGCUGAGACAAGCUGUGACAAUCUUGAGGUUUGACAUGAUAGUGUGCGUGUAUGUGCGUGUCAGUCUGUCUUUCUGUGUGUGUGUGUGUGUGUGUGUGUACGUGCGUGUGGUGACUCGGCGAGACUACAUUGAGAUGUCACGUGGCAGGGUGGGACAGGCUUGCCCUUUCCCUAAGAGGUAUCAGCGAUCCAUGCAUUAUAUAUUUCACCAGUGAAUAUUUUUCAGUGAAUAAUCAAAAUAAUUUUUUGUCGUUGAUGAUAUGUCGAUAUUGUGUCGAGAGUGUGACCUCGU
This is a messenger RNA of Haliotis rubra (blacklip abalone), 1943 nucleotides long. Its product is annotated as snake venom 5'-nucleotidase-like. Gene Ontology annotation, molecular function: metal ion binding; hydrolase activity, acting on ester bonds; nucleotide binding. Bases 162 to 1511 code for a protein of 449 amino acids. Gene Ontology annotation, biological process: nucleotide catabolic process. Lineage: Eukaryota; Metazoa; Mollusca; Gastropoda; Lepetellida; Haliotidae. The transcript has 7 exons. The record is from RefSeq and is a predicted model, not a curated record.